AUGUCUCGAAAGAGUCAAGAAGAAAUGCUUAUGGAAUGGUUAGAGAUUCCACUAAGCAGUGAUGACGAUCUUGAGUGUUUCUCUGACGAUUCCAUUCAAGAUGAGACAUAUGUUGCUCCAGAAUCUGUUGAUUGUGAUAGUGACAGUAGUGACGAAGAAAGUCAAGUACCAGUAAUUAGGACUGAAGAUGUUUCUGGAACAAGACAAUCUGAUGUUAUAAUGAAGGAAUCGACGUCACAGUUGUCUGAUAAUGCUCUGAAACUGCCAUGCAGCAGCAAAAAUGUUACCAAAAACAGCAGGAGUGUGGUUUGGAAAGAUAAACAGUUGAUUAUUCCCGAACUGCAGUCAAAAUUUCAUGGCAAUACUUCGUUACCAGAAGAAGUAAUAAACUUAGAUACUCCAUACCAAUUCUUCAAACAUAUAUUUCCAUCUAAAUUGUUUGAUCUAAUUGUCGAAGAGUCUCAUAGAUACAGUGUGCAGUGUAAUCCUGUUAGACCAAUAGAUUUAUCCUGUGAUGACAUAAAAAAAUUUAUUGGCAUCUGUCUCAUAAUGUCAAUAGUUCAUGUACCUAAUACGAGGGAUUACUGGGGAGAAGUUACUGGUACUCAUCUGAUCAAGACAACAAUGACAGUGAAUCAGUAUGAGCAAAUACGUAAGUUUCUUCACUUCAAUGACAACAGUGCAAUGAUACCCAGGGGUGAAAAAGGUCGUGAUAGACUCUUCAAGAUAAGACCCAUAAUAGAAUUGAUGAGAUCUCGGUUUCAAACAAUACCUGUUGAGGAGUGUGUUUCUGUUGAUGAACAGAUAUGUUCAACAAAGGCUAGAAGUUAUUUGAAACAAUACAUGCCAAACAAGCCUCAUAAAUAUGGAUACAAAUUAUUUGUUAUUAGUGGCAUAUCUGGUUAUGCCUACGAUUUUGAGAUUUUCACUGGAGAUGAAAAUGAACCAGAAAAAAGAGUGACUGGGGAUGAAGACUUGGGAGCAAGUGCAAAUGUUGUAGUUCGACUCAGUAGGAUACUACCAAGAAAUAUGAACCACAAACUGUACUGUGACAAUUAUUACACAAGUCUGCCACUGCUUGUAUGGUUACAUAAACAAGGAAUUUACUCGCUUGGGACAGUCAGAAGAAACAGAGUGCCAGACUGCAAGCUCCCUUCAGAAGCUGAGCUGAAGAAAAUGGCACGAGGUGCAUCAGUAGAGCGCGUCGCAACAGUGGAUGGUGUCGACAUAUCAAAUGUAGUGUGGAAAGAUAACAAGAGUGUGAUGUUGCUUUCUACACUUGCUGGACAGCAGCCUAUUCAUGAAGCAGGGAGGUAUGACAAAAAAACAAAGUCAAGAAUAACAAUACCUUGUCCACAAAUAAUUAAGCUCUACAAUAAACAUAUGGGAGGUGUUGACCUUCUUGACAGCAUAAUGGGUCGACAUAAAAUUCUUGUGAAAAGUCGAAAAUGGUAUAUAAGAUUGUUUUACCAUCUCCUGGACAUGGGAGUAGUCAAUUCCUGGCUGUUGUAUAGGAGAGUAGCAGAAACCAAAGGGAUUAGGAGAACUAUGAAACUCUCCGCAUUUCGAAUGGAAAUUGCUCACUGUUUGUGUCGCUCAGGUCAAACUUCAGCAAAACGUGGAAGGCCAAGUAAUGAACUCGAAAACCAAAUACAAGCUAAGAAGACAAAGGGGCCCACAGCACAUGUACCUCCACAAGAUGUAAGGCUGGAUCAAGUAGGUCACCUGCCUUCGUACUUGAAAGUGAGACAGAGGUGCAAAAUGCCAGGAUGCAAGGGAUUUUCCUGGGUGCAGUCUACCAAUCUAGAGGCACUUGACCUUAUGGACAGGCGGCUGGAGACUGUGCGCCAGCAACAACAGAUGCUGGGACAGCCUCAAGCAGAUAAUGAGAUGUCGGAGCAGCCUCCACCACACCGCAAGCAGCAGCUCGCAUGA
Schistocerca nitens (vagrant locust) is the source of this 1935-nucleotide messenger RNA. RefSeq names its product piggyBac transposable element-derived protein 2-like. The transcript has 3 exons. The record is from RefSeq and is a predicted model, not a curated record. Lineage: Eukaryota; Metazoa; Arthropoda; Insecta; Orthoptera; Acrididae. The coding region runs from base 1 to 1935 and encodes 644 amino acids.